This is a messenger RNA of Mauremys mutica (yellowpond turtle), 1200 nucleotides long. It is a transcript of the gene MRPL1, whose product is annotated as mitochondrial ribosomal protein L1. The coding region runs from base 77 to 1057 and encodes 326 amino acids. The record is from RefSeq and is a predicted model, not a curated record. The transcript is spliced from 9 exons. NCBI's taxonomy places the organism in Eukaryota, Metazoa, Chordata, Testudines, Geoemydidae.
GCCCCCGGAACCUUCCUGCUCGGCUCCGCGCGGCAGCUGGGAUCGCUGUGAGUGUGACACGGCCCGGCUGGGCGACAUGGCGGCGCCCGGCAGGUGCUGCCUGCGGAGACUUCUGGCUCAGUUUCCCAGCCAUAUUUUUCCCAGGAUUGACCAACGCACCUCAGUAGUUCCCUGCCUUGGAAGCAUACCACUAUCCAUUAGACCCUAUGCUGCUGCAAAAACUGCAAAAAAAGGUUCAAAGGAUGCCAAGCAGAAAACUUCAGAUGCAGAGCCAGCAAAAAAAAAGAACACUUACAGACGAAAGUUAGCAAGCAAGCCAGUGGAUGAUGUGUAUUUAACAUGGUUGUAUGAAAGGCCAGUCUAUGAAGCAGAGGUGGCUGUGGACAUGCUGAAGAAGUUUCAGCAAUUGGACUUCACUUACCCAAAACAACAUGUAUAUGCUAACAUCACUCUGGAUAUGAUGCUAGAGAAGAAGAAAAAAGUGGAUCAGUUUGUCGGCACCAUUCUUCUACCAUUUCCUUUUGCAAGUGAAAUCAAUAAAGUUAUGGUAUUCACAGAGAAAGAAGAAGAAAUUAAAAUAGCAAAAGAAAAUGGAGCUGCUUUUGCAGGAGGGACUGAAUUAAUCCAAAUGAUUUUGGAUGAUGAAAUCACUGCAGAUUUUUACAUAGCCGUUCCUGAAAUAAUAGCAAAGCUGCUACCUUUAAAAAACAAACUAAGAAAAAAAUUUCCAAAGACUAACAGAAAUUCCCUGGGCCGUGACAUUCCAAAAAUGCUGGACCUCUUUAAAGCGGGCCAUGAGUAUACGGUAGAAAAGGAGAAUCUUAUUGUGACAAGAAUAGCAACGCUGGAUAUGCCUAAUGAACAGAUAAUUGCCAAUCUGGAUGCAAUUAUUAAGGAUGUCUGUACGUACAGGCCAUUGAGCUAUGGCCCAUUUGUCCAGCGCUUGAUUAUUCGAAGUUCAACCAGUGAAGGUUUACAACUAAAUCUUGAGCGUUUUCUCCCUCGAGCAGAGGAAGUGGACAAAGAAGAUGUUAAAGAAACAGAAGCUCCAAGAUAGCCUGCCAGUGUAUUAUAUUGCAAAUUCUCUUAGCAUUUUAUGUUCAAGAAUCCCCAGGAGUAUUUAAAAAUGUUUUCCUAUUAAUUUGUUUGAUUCCUCUCAGAAAUUGAUGGUGUAGCCCAGAUCUUUUUCUUUUUUUUUUU